Molecule: messenger RNA, 2416 nt
Organism: Herpailurus yagouaroundi (jaguarundi)
Lineage: Eukaryota; Metazoa; Chordata; Mammalia; Carnivora; Felidae
Gene: GPR50
Product: G protein-coupled receptor 50
Exons: 2
Coding region: 93-1958 (621 amino acids)
Biological process (GO): G protein-coupled receptor signaling pathway
Cellular component (GO): plasma membrane
Molecular function (GO): melatonin receptor activity
Source: RefSeq, a predicted model, not a curated record
GAGGGGAGGCAGCUUUCUGGAAGCUCCUGGUGACAGAGCGGGUGUUCGCUGUCCUGACUGGCUGGGAGAGCCAAACUGUCUCCGGCAGCAAUAUGGGGCCUACCCUGGCAGUCCCCACCCCGUACGGCUGCAUCGGCUGUAAGCUGCCACAGCCAGACUACCCACCGGCUCUAAUCAUCUUUAUGUUCUGCGCAAUGGUUAUCACUAUCGUCGUAGACCUGAUCGGCAACUCCAUGGUCAUCUUAGCUGUGACGAAGAAUAAGAAGCUUCGAAAUUCUGGCAACAUCUUCGUCGUUAGCCUCUCCGUGGCCGAUAUGCUGGUGGCCAUCUACCCCUAUCCUCUGAUGCUGCAUGCCAUGGCCGUUGGGGGCUGGGAUCUGAGCCAGUUCCAGUGUCAGAUGGUUGGAUUCAUCACAGGGCUGAGUGUGGUCGGCUCUAUCUUCAACAUCAUGGCAAUUGCCAUCAAUCGUUACUGCUACAUCUGCCACAGCCUCCAAUAUGAGCGGAUCUUCAGCGUGCGCAAUACCUGCAUUUACCUGGUCAUCACCUGGGUCAUGACCAUCCUGGCAGUCCUGCCCAACAUGUACAUUGGCACCAUCGAGUAUGAUCCUCGCACUUACACCUGUAUCUUCAACUAUCUCAACAACCCUGUCUUUGCUGUGACCAUCGUCUGCAUCCACUUUGUCCUCCCUCUGCUCAUAGUGGGAUUCUGCUACGUGAGGAUCUGGACCAAAGUGCUAGCAGCCCGUGACCCAGCUGGGCAGAAUCCCGAUAACCAGCUUGCUGAGGUUCGCAAUUUUCUAACCAUGUUUGUGAUCUUCCUCCUCUUUGCAGUGUGCUGGUGUCCUAUCAACGUGCUCACUGUCUUGGUGGCUGUCAGUCCGAAGGAAAUGGCAGGCAAGAUCCCCAACUGGCUUUAUCUUGCAGCCUACUUCAUAGCCUACUUCAAUAGCUGCCUCAAUGCUGUGAUCUACGGGCUCCUCAAUGAGAAUUUCCGAAGAGAAUACUGGACCAUUUUCCAUGCUAUGCGGCACCCUAUCCUGUUCCUCUCUGGCCUCAUCACUGAUGUUCGUGAGACUCGGGAGGCCCGGGCCCUGGCCCGUGCCCGCGCCCGGGCUCGUGACCAAGCCCAUGAACAAGAUCGUGCCCAUGCCUGUCCUGCUGUGGAGGAAAUGCCAAUGAAUGUCCGGAAUGUUCCACUACCUGGUGAUGCUGCAGCUGGCCAACCUGAGCCUGCCUCUGGCCACACCAAACCAGCUUCUGGCCACUCCCGGGCUGCCUCUGCCUACCGCAAAUCUGCCUCUGGCCACCAUAAGUCUGUCUUUAGCCACUCCAAGCCUGCUUCUGGCCACUCCAAAUCUGCGUCUGGUCACCCCAAGUCUGCCACUGUAUAUCCUAAGCCUGCCUCUGUCCAUUUCAAGGCUGACUCUGUCCAUUUCAAACCUGCCUCUGUCCAUUUCAAGGCUGACUCUGUCCAUUUCAAGCCUGCCUCCAAUCACCCUAAGCCUGUCACUGGCCACCACAUUCCUACUGGCAGCCACUCCAAGUCUGCCUUCAGCGCUGCCACCAAAUACCCUAAAACCACGACUGGCUACAUCAAGCCUGCCACCACCCACCCUGAGCCCACUGUUGCUGAUAAUCCUGAGCCUGCUGCCACCAGCCACCCUGAGCCAGCAAUUGCUGGCCACCCGGGGCCUGCCGCUGCCAGCCACCCUGAGCUCACUGUGUCCUGUCACCCUGAGACCACUGCCGCCGGCCACUUUGAGUGUGAUGUCACUGAUCUCCUUGAGCCUGUCUACAGCCCUGACAGUGGGUCCCCUGAGCCUGCUGCCAGCCCACUGGAACUUGCCACUGCCUCCCACGGUCCUGACCCCACUGUGAUCACCACUACCACCAGUGAUUAUCAUAAGAUUGUGAUCAUUGAUGUUGAAGCUGAUUCUGAUGAAAUGGCUGUGUGAAUAAUGCUCUUAAGGGUGGCCAGGAAGCAGUCCACUUUCAAGUUUGUUUAGAAUAUGUAAUUCAAAGUGAGAUAACUUACUGCACCUACACACAGACACACAUAGACAUGCCCUCACAGACGUGGUGUAAGCUACAUCCACCUUGUAGGCAUACUCCUUCUUUACAGAACAUACUUUGAAAAAGUGUAUGUGUGUGUGCGCGCGCGCAUGUGUGCGCUUGCUAUUUUAGAGACAAAACCUCCCCCAAGUUUCACAUCUGUUCUUCUGAGCCUCCUUUUCGUUCUAUAGUUGACCUUGAGCCAACAGUGAUCCUUAAAAUUUUAGAGUUGAUUUUUUUCUCACCCUCGUAUCCCCUUUUCUCCCCUCUCUUCAUUUCCUCCUCUCAGUUCCUGCUUUAUUCUCUCAUUCCCCCGCCAGUGGGGGGGGGGGGGAAGGGGAGGAGUGCUUCUGUAAGUAAA